GCUGUUCGCUGCCAAGUGCAGCGGCUGCAUGGAGAAGAUCGCCCCGACGGAGUUUGUGAUGCGAGCCCUGGAGUGCGUGUACCACCUGAGCUGCUUCUGCUGCUGCGUGUGCGAGCGCCAGCUGCGGAAAGGGGACGAGUUUGUCCUCAAGGAAGGGCAGCUGCUCUGCAAAAGUGACUAUGAGAAAGAGAAAGACUUGUUGAGCUCGGUCAGCCCAGACGACUCAGACUCAGUUAAAAGUGAUGAUGAGGAUGGAGAUGUUAAGCCCACCAAAGGACAAGUAACCCAAGGAAAAGGAAGUGAUGAUGGGAAAGACCCAAGAAGACCUAAACGACCCAGGACAAUACUUACCACACAGCAGAGACGAGCAUUCAAAGCAUCCUUUGAAGUGUCUUCCAAGCCCUGUAGGAAGGUGAGAGAAACUCUGGCAGCUGAAACAGGGCUCAGCGUGCGAGUCGUCCAGGUCUGGUUUCAAAACCAAAGAGCAAAGAUGAAAAAACUAGCACGAAGGCAUCAGCAGCAGCAGGAGCAACAGAAUUCACAGCGACUAGGACAAGAAGUAAUGUCCAACCGAAUGGAAGGGAUGAUGACAUCUUACACACCACUGGCACCACCACAGCAGCAGAUUGUAGCAAUGGAGCAAAGCAGUUAUGGCACAGACCCAUUUCAGCAGGGUCUGACUCCUCCGCAAAUGCCAGGAGACCACAUGAACCCCUAUGGGAACGACUCCAUUUUUCAUGAUAUCGACAGUGAUACCUCUUUAACUAGCUUGAGCGACUGUUUUCUUGCCUCUUCCGAAGUUAACUCCAUGCAGGCUAGAGUAGGAAACCCCAUUGACAGGCUGUACUCUAUGCAGAGCUCCUAUUUCGCCUCAUGAAAGGAAAGAAAACGAGCGGCCGGCGUGUUUAGCCAGUGACUUUCAGUGCAGACUCUACAGCCAUAUGUUGCCCAGCUCUUCCUCCACAGUGACUCUGCUGCCUCUGAACUGCAAAGAGCGUAUUUUUAGGAAGACUGUUUCUGUUUGCAUAUAUGUGUACGUGUGUAUAUCUAUUUUAAUACCUACACACAUACAUAUAUAGUGAAACAAAAUGCAUCCACCAGUCCCAUCCCCUUGGUU
Messenger RNA from Acanthisitta chloris (rifleman), 1117 nucleotides. It is a transcript of the gene LMX1B, whose product is annotated as LIM homeobox transcription factor 1, beta. Gene Ontology annotation, molecular function: DNA-binding transcription factor activity, RNA polymerase II-specific; RNA polymerase II transcription regulatory region sequence-specific DNA binding. The record is from RefSeq and is a predicted model, not a curated record. Gene Ontology annotation, cellular component: nucleus. The transcript has 6 exons. Lineage: Eukaryota; Metazoa; Chordata; Aves; Passeriformes; Acanthisittidae. Gene Ontology annotation, biological process: neuron differentiation; regulation of transcription by RNA polymerase II. The annotation marks the transcript as partial.